Messenger RNA from Athalia rosae (coleseed sawfly), 652 nucleotides. Its product is annotated as isoaspartyl peptidase/L-asparaginase 1-like. The record is from RefSeq and is a predicted model, not a curated record. Bases 1 to 501 code for a protein of 166 amino acids. NCBI's taxonomy places the organism in Eukaryota, Metazoa, Arthropoda, Insecta, Hymenoptera, Athaliidae. The transcript has a single exon. Gene Ontology annotation, molecular function: hydrolase activity.
AUGGAUGCAAGUAUAAUGGACGGAGAAAAAUUAGAAAUUGGCUCUGUUGGGGCUGUCUCAGAUAUCGAGCAUCCGAUAAGCUUGGCUAAAUUUAUUUUGAAAAAUUAUCCAAAUACAGUUAUAGUCGGUGAAGGUACCAAAAAUUUAUCAAGAUGUAUGCACGUGCCCUGGGUUUCAAAAGGCAACAUGGUUUCACCAAAAGCCACCCUGGCCCUGAAUUUGACUUCUGAUAGUAACCCCCAUUUGAAAUAUAAUGUUGAAGAUCUUGAAUCGGCUGAUUUAUUGAAAAGUUAUCACUCCACUCAAACCUUUUGCAAUUCAAUCCUUGUACAAAUCCGAAUAAAAAAAAUCAUAACUCUCAGGAAGCUGGGGAACCACAGGCUGCGUAGCGUGGGAUGGUCAUUCGAUAGCGGCAGGUACCACAACGGGUGGUUUGAGUGGAAAAACGGUUGGAAGAAUCGGAGAUUCCUCUUUUUUAGGCUGUGGAACAUUUGCCAAUAAUUUAGCUGGGUGCUGCUUGACCGGUCACGGGGAAACAAUAAUGAAAUGUGGACUAGCUCGUAAGGUAGUUACAGAUAUCGUAGAAGGAUGUUGCCCUGAAGAUGCCUUAAAGCAAAACAUAGACUCGAUGCAACGUCAAACUGAUCAAGAA